Messenger RNA from Meleagris gallopavo (turkey), 1441 nucleotides. RefSeq names its product replication protein A2 (gene RPA2). NCBI's taxonomy places the organism in Eukaryota, Metazoa, Chordata, Aves, Galliformes, Phasianidae. Gene Ontology annotation, cellular component: nucleus; chromosome, telomeric region; site of double-strand break. The record is from RefSeq and is a predicted model, not a curated record. Gene Ontology annotation, molecular function: single-stranded DNA binding. Gene Ontology annotation, biological process: double-strand break repair via homologous recombination; DNA replication; nucleotide-excision repair.
GGAAGCUGUCGGAAGAAGGAAGGUUGUGAUAGGCUCCCGCUGCUGGGGCGCGGGACGCGGUGCUCGAGGAGCGGGUCCUGCCGCAGCUGGGCUCUGCCGCCAUGUGGGGCGGGCACGGUAACUUCGACGGUGGCUACGGCCCGGCGGGCGGCUACACGCAGUCCCCGGGAGGUUUCAGCUCUCCUACAGGCGCGCAGGCGGAGAAGAAGCAGCGCAGCCGCUCGCAGAGCAUCGUGCCCUGCACCGUGUCGCAGCUGCUGGCGGCCGAGCAGGUGGACGAGGCGUUCCGCAUCCACGAUGUGGAGAUCUCACAGGUCACCGUGGUUGGCAUCGUAAGGCACGCAGAGAAGGCGCCCACCAACAUCCUGUACAAGGUGGACGACAUGACAGCAGCACCCAUGGAUGUGCGGCAGUGGGUUGACACCGACGAGGCAGGUAGUGAGAAUAUCGUGGUACCCCCAGGAACUUAUGUAAAAGUCGCUGGUCAUCUUCGGUCUUUUCAGAAUAAGAAAAGUUUGGUGGCAUUUAAGAUCAUGCCUUUGGAAAACAUGAAUGAGUUCACCACGCACAUACUUGAGACAGUCAAUGCACAUAUGAUCCUCAGAAAAAAUCUGAUGUUAGCAUCAAGAGCACCUCAGUCAUUUACCUCUGCUGGAAUGAGUGACGUUGGGAGCUACGGUGGAGGCAGCCUGCCUGUGAAUGGACUCACAGCACAUCAGAGUCAGGUGCUGAACCUGAUUAAAAACUGCCAUUCUCCAGAAGGUAUGAGUCUUCAAGAGCUGAAACUUCAGCUCCACAAUGUCAGCAUACCAACAAUCAAGCAAGCAGUUGAAUUCCUUAGCAGUGAGGGACACAUCUACUCUACUGUGGAUGAUGAUCACUAUAAGUCUACGGAUGCUGAUUGAAGUUCUUUCCACCUGGAUUUGCUUCUAACCAAGUGCUUGUCAGUAUCUCAAGUUAACCUGCUGAGCUUUGCAACUUGGAAGGUGAUCUUUGCUUUCUAACCUGUGCAGUCCCAGUUAUUCUGUGAGUCCCUGCACCUUGGAAUUUAAGGACAAGCAGAACAUUUGGGAGGAUUCUGGUAACUGAGCUUGAUUAAUAUGCCAUGACCAUGUGAUGGAAGUAUAAACAGAUAUGGGAGAACCAAACUUCUCAAAACUUCUAAUCCUGCAGUUUGUUUUUGCCUGUUAGAACAACUGUGUUAGAGAGAACCCCUUUCACAUCUUGUGUGCAGAUUCUUUUGUUGUUUCUUCCUAAUGCUUUCAUUCCAUUUCAUUCACGAGAGGGGUAGCCAGGAGAAACGUUCUACUAAUGUACAGUAAUCAUGACUAGAUUUGUAAUUAGUUUGUGCUCUUAAAUCUAUAUUUGUACUAUGAAGUAGUCUUGUUACUAUGGCUUUUGAAUAUUAUUUUCAAUAAAAUUUAAAUGAGGGUGGUCUUGA